CAGCGGCGGAGGAAUACACACAGCUAUAUAGCAGCAGACAGUAGUGGCCACACACACCUUUCAGCCCAUCAUAGUGUUCCUUGGGUGCGGGUCAAUCUCGUAGUCUAGCUUUAGAAAACCAAACUAUACAGCACCGACAGACAUGGCGGACCAGCUCACAGAAGAACAGAUCGCUGAGUUCAAGGAGGCGUUCUCCCUGUUCGACAAGGACGGAGACGGCACCAUCACCACCAAGGAGCUGGGCACAGUCAUGAGGUCACUGGGUCAGAACCCCACAGAGGCCGAGCUGCAGGAUAUGAUCAACGAGGUUGACGCUGACGGCAACGGGACCAUUGACUUCCCAGAGUUCCUGACGAUGAUGGCGAGGAAGAUGAAGGACACGGACAGUGAGGAGGAGAUCCGAGAGGCCUUCAGGGUAUUCGACAAGGACGGUAACGGCUACAUCAGCGCGGCCGAGCUGCGUCACGUGAUGACGAACCUGGGAGAGAAGCUCACAGACGAGGAAGUGGACGAGAUGAUCAGAGAAGCCGACAUCGACGGAGACGGACAGGUCAACUACGAAGAGUUUGUACAAAUGAUGACAGCCAAAUGAAUCCGCGCCCCCUUGAUCUCCUUAGAAGACAAAAAAGAAUCAGUCAAAUGUUUUACUUACCUCUUGCAAAAAUAUACAUUUAUUCAUACUGUUUCUGUAUAGAAAACAUAACUGAAUGUUGAAAAACAAUAAAUUCUGUCCACAUAAAGUUUAAAGAAAAAAAAAAGUUGAAAAAAAAGCAAAAACAAAAAUGAGUUGCAUGUACUGGUUAGUGGUCGUGUCCUAGCGCAGAGUUCAACACCAGUAAUACCUGAUCUAAUAGGCUACCUGUUAACCAACCAGCAGCUACGCACUGCUCCAGGAGGUCCACCUCCUGGUCAAAUGUGCUCGUGGUGAUGUUUGGGCUGGCCAAUCGUCUUCUUUUAUCUCCUGUUUCUGUUCUUCAUGCAUGCAGCUUGAGAGGCGGGGCCUCGGCGAGGCUUAAACGUCCCGCCCCCACGAUGCCCUGGGAUUGGUGGGCUUCUGGACAGUCUAUCUGGAAACAAGCUCUGAAGGGGGGGGAGGGGGGGGGGGGGAGAAUCGCAUAGAGGUUGUGUAAAUGGGACAUUUGCAGUUUGCUUAAUGAAUUACAAAAGAGAUAUUUUUAAGAAAAUGAUCAUUUAAAAAAAUAACUCAUUUUAGAUUAUAUGUUUGGCAUGUUGGGGUUAUUCAGUUGAUUUGUUGUGAGUGGAUCUUUGGGGGGGAGGGUGGGGGGAGUGAGGUAGGGGCAGUUAGGUUCGGGUGGGGGAGGUGGGGGCAGUUGACUCGUACUUCUGUUUUUUCUGUUAGAGACCCUGGCAGGGGUUAGGAGGAGGUCGGGGAGAAGGUCGGGGAGGUGUGAAACAGAAGGAGAGUGCAGCACCAGGGUCUUGUUCUGACUGUUCAUGUUGAGGUCAUUCCAAGUUGUACAUGCUAGUCUUUUAAUUUUUUUUUCCAAUAAAAGACCAUGAACUUAA
Molecule: messenger RNA, 1527 nt
Organism: Hypomesus transpacificus
Lineage: Eukaryota; Metazoa; Chordata; Actinopteri; Osmeriformes; Osmeridae
Gene: calm1a
Product: calmodulin 1a
Exons: 6
Coding region: 143-592 (149 amino acids)
Molecular function (GO): calcium ion binding
Source: RefSeq, a predicted model, not a curated record